Molecule: messenger RNA, 2117 nt
Organism: Raphanus sativus (radish)
Lineage: Eukaryota; Viridiplantae; Streptophyta; Magnoliopsida; Brassicales; Brassicaceae
Exons: 13
Coding region: 195-2033 (612 amino acids)
Biological process (GO): nuclear-transcribed mRNA catabolic process, deadenylation-dependent decay
Cellular component (GO): P-body; CCR4-NOT core complex
Molecular function (GO): molecular adaptor activity
Source: RefSeq, a predicted model, not a curated record
GUUAUCAAGUUCUCGUCUCUCUCUUCAUCUCCGGUUAGACAAGCCCCAAACUUGCCUAAAAAAAAAAAGAGAUUGUUUCUUGCCUUUAUCGUAAACGAAACGAAAAUAAGCGGCAUUUCUCAGCUAAAGACUCACCUCUGCUCUCUCUCUCUCUCUCUCUCUCUCAACACACAGUCUUCAUCGAGUCAGUCAGCAUGAUCCGGGAGCAGAAGGAAUUUAUCACUCAAAUCUUAACUGAAGCAUCAAAUUUCAGAGGCAUACAAGUAACAGAUGAUGAUGAUUGUUUAGUAAAACUACAGGGCAUCAUAGAACGAGUUCAGUAUCUUCCUAAUUUAGAGAAUUCGGCUCUGUCUGAUGUUUCUGAAGAUUUUAUUAGACUCCCAUCGUCAGUUACCCGAGACUUCGAGAUUGUUCAACUCAUGCUAGUGAAAAGUACCCAAAGUGCUAGUUUUGAGCCAAAGUUUCAUGACAAUUACCUAGCCUUUCUUGAGAAAGUUGGUCUCGAUUCAUUGUACAAAGAGGUCCUACUAACUACUUGUGUGAUUUCCAAGGCUCUCUUGUCUCCUCAAAAUCUGUCACACCCAAGGCUCAACCAAGUAUCCCCAGGCCGUACUCUACCAUCUUCAGAAACUUUACUACUUGUUCUUAAAAGUCUAGGUGCAUGGCUUGGGAAGUUUAUCGUCACUACUAAGGGGUCUUUGUCAAAGUUUGACAUAGACCUCAAGUCCUUGGUAGUUGAGGCCUACCAACUUGGUUUAUUGUCUAAAACCCUCCCUUUUGUUCUGGAGUUCUUGGAGCCUUGCAGCAAAAGUCCUUUCUACACACAUUCAAAUCCAUGGACAAUGAUGAUUCUCAAGCUUUUAUAUGAGAUUUACAUGAUGUCAAACAUGCAAGAUAAUCUUCGCUUGAGCAUUGAGGGAUUGUUGGAGAAGUUUGGUGUUUUGGAACAACUAAAGCCAUCUUCCAUACUGCAAAAAAAGCACAGAAAAAGGGAUCGCAGUGAUGUUCAUAUUCCCAUGGCCAAAGCAAUAAAAAACCCGCUUGAUAGUGCACCUGAUCGCGUUGACCUCCUCAGGUAUUCAAGAGAUAAAUUCUCCGAGGAGUUUCUUGUUACCAUUAAGACAUCGAGAUCUUUUAUUGGAAAUUACGGAGAGCUUGAAAGGAAAAUGAAAGAUCUCGUGCUGCAAAUUUUGAAAAAAAUUGGACCACUGCUUAUCAAACUUGCUGCGACUGUUGCACACGAGCGCGCCAAGGCAGCUUUUUUUAUGUAUCACAAUGGUAGAGCGGAUUGGAGUGAGACUUGGACAUACUUCAAUUACAAAAAAAAAUCUGGGUGUCUGGCUAAAGAAUUUACUCAACACACGGGCGAGAUAUUUCUCCGCGGCUGGAUGUCAUAUCUCGUUGGGGACUUACUUCAGAAACAUGAUUUUGCAUAUGGUCUUCAACACGCAAUAGUUGAAGGUGUGAUUGACGACAACCUUAAAUUCAUGUGCGAGAGACUUGGAGAGUGUGCUGAACUGGAGGCAAAUGGAUACUUUGAGAUACAAAGGAAAUCAUGGGGGCUAACAAGUCAUGAAAAUCUCGUGUAUGAAAUAUCUCGUGAGUUGGUGAAAGAUGUUACUGUCGAUGCUAUGAGCAAAUUCCUGAAAAAUGUUAAAAACUCUGAGGAAGAAAAACUAGCUUCAUUAUUCAAGGUCGUGUGCGACCAAUUUAAUUUCCAGAAAGAUCCCCCUAGUAUUUGUAUGUAUACAAAGAAGAUGGCGUACCUGGAUCCUCUGUUGAAAGGAAAAAACGGAAGAAUGCAAGAUCUGAUGCACGUGCUGGAGUAUUUCUGCAGAAACUCUAGUUUCACGAGGGGGCUGGAAGAUUUACUCGUUGAUGGUUUCCGUAGAACAGGGUAUUUAAGCGAGUCGGUAAUUAUGGAAUGGUUUGAACAAGGUCGUUCAAGGGCUGAAAAUAAAGCUCAGCUGUUUGAAUAUCUUAGAGAUCUAUCGUAUCAGCUGAUUCUCGAUCAGCUUUUGAGUCAGCUAUAAAUAUUACAUUUGGUUGUGAGUUUAUAGUAUGUGAUACAAUUGUUUUUUGCUGUCUUUUAUCUAUUUCAGGAUUUAAUUUCAGAA